This is a messenger RNA of Exophiala xenobiotica, 858 nucleotides long. RefSeq lists its product as uncharacterized. NCBI's taxonomy places the organism in Eukaryota, Fungi, Ascomycota, Eurotiomycetes, Chaetothyriales, Herpotrichiellaceae. The record is from RefSeq and is a predicted model, not a curated record. The coding region runs from base 1 to 858 and encodes 285 amino acids. The transcript is spliced from 2 exons.
AUGACGGACGCCGACGACGAGCAAAGUCGACAAUUCGCCGCAAGUCGGUCACAGUGCUGGGAGUCUGCUUUGAGAACACCCCGAAUUGGCGAGCACUCGGACAUUCAUAGACAAGCUGCCAAGAGCCAUCUGGCCGGGUUUACUGGCAUCCAGAGGUUUACCGCCGGCGUUACUUUGGCGGUCUUUGCUUUAAGCCGACCACUUUCCGCCCAAGCAGAUGAGGCAAAGCGCGGCAUCGGACAGUUGAUCAAAGUCCCCAAAGGUCUAGGCUUUCGUACCGUCAUUUCGGAUCAAUCCAGUACAUUUCUUGAACGACUUCUGCGUCCAAUGAUGGCUCAGGAGAUCAAACUACUGACCACGAGUGACGAUGCUGUGGCGCCGUCAGUCGUACCGUCUGGGCUAUAUGACGUCCGACAACAGCUCGUGACAGUAGCCAGGAACUCGACCACAAACACUCGGACGAAGUCGACGCAAAGUAAUAUCGAGGUUGGCACAGCAUAUAGGUACAGCGAGCAAGGGACUUUGGGUGUCAAUGGGCCCAAUGGGGAAGGAACCGACCUGCAGGUCACGGCGGAUACCGAGACCGAGCGGUAUAAAGAAUUCGACGAGGGCGCGUCGUAUGCUCAAGUCGAAGACCUGAGUAGCUACGAGGCGUUACAGGACAACCACCUGUUCCCAAUCCUGCGGCCAGAAUUCUCAAGUCAGACACCGCUUGAACGAUCACAGCAGCAGCAGCCGCCGCCACUCCAAGAGUUCCAUGACUUUUCGCACGAUUCCAUUCCGAUCACUACCGCCUGGUCUGGUGGCGAUGAUAUCGUGCAAUCCUGGGUCUGGGAUGAUUUAUUCCAAAUCUCAUGA